Molecule: messenger RNA, 2865 nt
Organism: Penicillium egyptiacum
Lineage: Eukaryota; Fungi; Ascomycota; Eurotiomycetes; Eurotiales; Aspergillaceae
Source: the annotation of a GenBank genome assembly
AUGGCUACCGAUCAAGAAGUGGCCACUGCGCUCAAGGUGCAGGGAAACCAGGCCUUUGCUCAGCACGACUGGCCUGUCGCAGUCGAUUUUUAUAGCCAGGCUAUUGCCAAAUUUGACAAGGAUCCAUCCUUCUUCUGCAACCGGGCCCAGGCUCAAAUUAAGCUUGAAGCCUUCGGCUUUGCUAUUGCGGAUGCCACCAAGGCAAUCGAAUUAGAUCCCAACUAUGUGAAGGCCUACUGGAGACGUGCCCUCGCCAAUACUGCCAUUCUAAGCUACAAGGAGGCCUUGAAAGACUUCAAGGCCGUGGUUAGACGCGAACCGGCCAAUCACAAUGCCAAGUUGAAGGCUGCCGAGUGUGAGAAGCUCGUGCGCCGUAGAGAUUUCGAGCGGGCCAUUGAGGUCUCAGACCCGCCUUCUGCUUUUGCAGACUUGGACAUCGAUGCUAUCAAUGUUGAGGACAGUUAUGAUGGUGUGCGCCUUGGUGAGGAAAUGUCGCAGGAGUUCAUCGAUGAUAUGAUUGAGCGCUUUAAGAAUGGAAAGAAGAUCCAUCGCAAAUAUGUCUUCCAGAUCGUCAAGGCUGUUAAGGAUCUUGUAUACAACGAGCCUACGAUGGUGGAAAUCGGCGUGGAAUCGGGCAAGAAGCUGACAGUCUGCGGUGAUACGCACGGCCAAUACUUUGAUUUGCUCGAGAUCUUCCGACGAAACGGCGCCCCCUCCGAUACCCACGCUUACCUCUUCAACGGUGACUUUGUUGACCGUGGCUCCUGGUCCUGCGAAAUCGCACUGCUGCUCUAUGCAUACAAGUGGUUGCGUCCCAACGGUCUUUUCCUUAACCGUGGAAACCACGAGACGGAUGAUAUGAAUAAGGUCUACGGCUUCGAAGGCGAGUGCAAGGCUAAAUAUAACGAGCGUGUCUUCAAGGUGUUCUCCGAGUCCUUCUCGGCUCUGCCGCUGGCCACCUUGAUUGGUGACAAGUACCUUGUCCUGCAUGGUGGUCUCUUCUCCGACGACAAGAUCAAGUUAGAUGAUAUCCGCAAGCUCAACCGUCACAACCAACGGCAGCCUGGCCAAGCGGGCCUGAUGAUGGAGAUGCUCUGGACAGACCCGCAGACCGAGGCUGGCCGCGGCCCCAGCAAGCGUGGUGUCGGUCUCCAAUUUGGCCCUGAUGUGACUAAGCGCUUCUGUGAAAACAACGGCCUGGAGGCUAUCAUUCGCUCCCACGAGGUGCGGAUGGGCGGUUACGAGGUUGAACACGAUGGUCGUUGCAUCACCGUCUUUUCUGCUCCCAAGUACUGCGAUGCAACUGAAAAUAAGGGUGCUUACAUCAACAUCGGCCCUGAACUCAAGCUUGCAUAUGAAGUGUUUGAGGCAGUGCCACACCCCGAUAUCAAACCGAUGGCAUACGCGAAUAACUCUAUUCUUUCGGGGAUAGCAGUCAUGGAAUUCGAUCCUAAGACCCCCCAAUACCUCACCUCCGACAAGUCGAGCUUCGCCUCGGUCUCGGCUAAAGACCGCUGGCCUGUCAUCAUCACUGGCGCUAUUGAUGACCUUCACCGCACUGUUUUAGGUGUCAAUGACGACGAGAAGGCAAAUGAGGGCAAGAGCAUUAUUGCCAACUUGGCCAAACUGAAGUAUGAGCUUCAGCAUGACAGACGACUCAUUCCCCUGGAUGAUGACGGACAUCCAGAUAUCGCUUCGUACAACAAGGAGUUGGAGGAGCGCGGAAACCCCCACUGGCACGAUGUGGCCUGGCUUUAUGCAGAGUGUUACCUCUACCGCCGCAUGGAAGCCAUGUUCGCGUUGUCCGAACGUUGGAAGGGCUAUGACGUAUUCGCUCGCCAGAAGAUGGAUACAUUCAAGUCGUCUCGUCCCGCCGUACUAGAACUCGCUGGGAGAUACCGUGAAUUAGCGAUAGAGGCGGAGUCGGGAAAAUCAAGAGAAAACAAGUCACCAGAGGAAAUCGAGCAGGCAGAGAAGCUUCUUUUCUCGGAGAUGUGCGAGAUCUGCUUAUGGGGUAAUGCCACCGAUUUGUCACUUCUGACAUCUCUCACCUACGAGGAUAUCCAGAAACUACAGGGCUCCGAGGCGCGCAAAGCAUCGCAGAAAAACAUCAUUGUCAACGACCUCGAUGCUGCUUUCGAGGCAAUGCAAAGGGCGCGGAGAGAGAAGAAAGAUGGCGAGCGCCGCGUCGACAUCGUCCUAGACAAUUCUGGAUUUGAGCUAUUCGUUGACCUAAUUCUUGCUGGAUACUUGCUGUCCGCCGGAUUGGCGACCAGCGUCGUGCUACACCCCAAGCGCAUGCCGUGGUUCGUGUCAGAUGUCACGCCGAAGGACUUCUCCGACCUUCUCAACAGCAUGGUCGACCCGCAGGCCUUUUACACAGCUGCAGAUGACUCGGGCAAGACAUUCCCUCCUCUUUCCGAGAAGGAGGUCUCCAACGUGCAAUUCCUCUUUGAGCAGUGGAGCCAGUUCCACCAGGAUGGUAAACUGAUCCUGCGCCCGCACGCUUUCUGGACCACCCAGGGCGGUUACUGGCGCAUGCCAUCCGUGGCACCGGAGCUGUUCGAAGAUUUGAAGGAGAGCGAGCUUGUUUUGUUCAAGGGUGACCUGAACUAUCGGAAGUUGGUCAAUGAUGCCCAAUGGGACCCCACCACUCUUUUCACAGAAGCUAUCGGCCCGCUUGGCCCCAAAUCCGGGAUCCGUCUUCUAGCCUUCCGUACUUGCAAAGCUGAUCCCGUUGUCGGUCUCCCCGCUGGAAUGGAUGAGAAGCUCCGCGCAUUGCCUGGAGGCGGCGGCUCCGAGUCUCGCAAGUGGGCCUGGAGCGGGAAAUGGGCCGUCGUGUCGCUUUCUGACGGCAAGGCCUGA